AUGAGCGGGUUCAUCAAGCCGUCGGAUUUCCAGCUGCCGAGCGACGGGUCGUCAAGAUGGAGUCAGCAGGCAAAGGCCUUUCUGGUCGUGUGCUCGCAUCGCAUGUGGCGGGGCGGGCCGCGGUCCAUCCUGCAGAUCACCGCCGUUGCCUUUGCGCUGCUCAUGCUCUUCUUCUUCGUGCCGCUGCAGUUCAACGACAACUACCAGCAGAUUCUCAAUUGGUCUGCGCCCGAGUCGGCUGCCUCUAGCGACCUGCGCAUCGUGGUUUUCGGCUCGCAGGAUUUGCUGGGCAGCGCGCCCGAUGCCGAGCAUACACAGACAUCGUGGCCGGAGCAUCUCUGCAAACAGCUCAACUGUCGUUCCGUGCUAUCCUUUGUCCCUCCGAUCGAUCUGCAGCCCGGCCUGGCUUCCAACAGCCUCUAUGGCACCGAGAUUCGAGCAUUAGAGAUGGUUACCGAGCAGGUCAACCUUACGGAAAAGCCCGCGCUUGACAAUUUAUACAUCUCGGAACAAUAUCCCGUGCCCAAGAAGACGCCCGAUCUAGUGGCGCAGGUCCAAAGAUUUCUCACAAUGGCCCCUCCCAAGCUCCCGCCGCGUGAGACACUGUGGGUUUUCUCGUUUGGUACAUGGGAGACAUGGAACCUGGCUUCGCUUCCACGGGCCUCGGGCGAAAGACUCAUCGAUGAAUCGGUUGCCAACAUCUUUUCUCAGAUCGAGCUGCUGUAUCGCAAAUCGCUAAACCCAAAGUCUCCUGCCUUUUCUGAUUUCUGGUCCAAUGUUACCAAGGCCGAGGUCCAGGCUCUCACUCACCCAGAGCCCGACAAAAAGCCCGACGAGCGCAGGAUGGAGAGCUUCCGAAUCAUCAUUCCGCAACUCUUCGACAUCACUCUGGCCCCAGGCUGGCAGAAUCGUCCCAUCCCUUCUCAACCGCAAUCGAGAGGUGUCCAGAUGCGCAACGCUGCAUAUCUCACCCAGAGGUGGAACUCUCAAGUCGCCAAGCAGAUUGAGCAGUGGAGAAAGAAGGCCGACUCCAAGCCCGAGGGCAUCGAAGAUGAAGGCAUUGAAACAGCCAUGGCAGUCCCGACAAUGACAUCUCUGCUGCGCUAUCUCCCAGGAGCACUUCAGCCUAAAGACGCGGAUAAUAAAGAGGGAACUGCCGAUGAGGACAUCAUUUAUGCGCCAUAUCCACGACGACUGGGACUGCAAUCCACUUUGGUCGCGAACGUCCUGGAUGCCAUGACGGAAGAAGAAAUGCAGCGAUCAGGCCUCAAAGAUAGCAGAGGCCGAGGCUCCAUGCCCGCAGAUGGCGCCAUGCGCUUUUUUGACGUCUGGACGCCUUGUAUUGCCGAUAACCGAGCCAUUACUGGCGUUGCCGCAUCUCACACCGGCCGCGAAUGCGACGUUCCCAACGACCACCUUUUCUACGAUGGAUUUACUUUCGGAGAGCGCGCCAAGGAAGAAUUGGCGAAAAAGACGGCUCAACAAAUCAAAGACCAGCUUUUCGCAUGA
Trichoderma atroviride IMI 206040 is the source of this 1509-nucleotide messenger RNA. RefSeq lists its product as uncharacterized. Lineage: Eukaryota; Fungi; Ascomycota; Sordariomycetes; Hypocreales; Hypocreaceae. The record is from RefSeq and is a predicted model, not a curated record.